Molecule: messenger RNA, 2448 nt
Organism: Morchella importuna
Lineage: Eukaryota; Fungi; Ascomycota; Pezizomycetes; Pezizales; Morchellaceae
Exons: 6
Coding region: 1-2448 (815 amino acids)
Source: RefSeq, a predicted model, not a curated record
AUGUCGUCCCCAAACAGACUACAAAACAUGCUCUCCAGUAAGCUUAAGUACAGUCGUAAGCCCUCACUUGACGCGGCCAGCAUCAAUCAGCCCAUCAAGGCAAUCUCGUCCCCUCCCUCAUCUAGUCCUGCGGAAAUCCGAACUAUUGAGGCGGUCAAUGAUGAGCUCAGAAACAUUGCUGCUCAAACUACUGCGUUCAAUUACCGAAACAUUGUCAAAGCAGUUAAAAGUUUCCAAUUCCAAAUGGUUCGACCAGAGGGGUCUCAUCUGAAACAUGUUGAAGCCAUUCUAAUAAAACAUGGUUAUACAAUGGGCGACCCUUUGGAAAUCGAUGGUGUUUUGACAAUUCCGUGCAAACCAUCUUCUUCUGAGGCACGCAAACGAUCUUCUAGAGGAAGUUCCUCUUCAAGGACUAUCUUAAGAGCAAUCACCCCAUUCGCAGCCGGCGGCAACACAGUAUCCGAACCCAUGCAGCAGCCCACCGCUAUCAACCAGCAGCAACCAAGGUCAAUUAAUCCUACUUUACUAAAAUCAUCGGUAAUGGCACAAUAUGAACUCCCGAAUCUCGACAUCAUUGUCCAGAACGUAAGCGGCAAGCCCGUUCCUUGUUCCCAGUCGGCCUUGGUUGAACAGGAGAUCCUUGAACAUUUCCGAACCUUGAACUUCAUGAAGUUCAAAGCUGCCCUAACUGAGCUAACCAAAAACGAAAACUCAAUUGUUAAGAAUAGGUCUGCCAAAACACCAAUCGAGGAUAUCUUCCUCAAGCAUAAAUUAAUCUUCCGCUCUUGCAACAAGUCGGACAACACUCUUCAUCUAAUUGCUAUACCUUCUGUAAGGCCACCAGUCAUGCGUUAUUUGCAACCUAUCCUAAUACUUGAACAGGCGACUCCUACUCGUCCUCUCAUGUGCAAGCCAUAUGUGCCAGCACUAGUUGAGGCAACCCCUAAACCAAAGGUGCCGAAAAAGCCUUUCCUCAGAAGGACUUCACAGGCAGUUGAACUCCUCUCUACGUUGACACCAUUGGAUAAUGCACGAGUCAAUGAGCCUAUCAUCACCACUAUCACCUCACCUGUUUCUUUCGAGUCGGUCAUGAAUAGUUCUCGAUCGAAUAGUAAAGAAAAUACAUCAACCCUUCGUCAAAAUGAGAGGUUCGAUUUGUCAAACACAGCUGACGCUCUUAUGACCAUUCCCGUUGCGACUACCGUUGUAGAGAACAGUGAAACAUCUACUCUCGUCACCACUGUUGGUGAGGUUGAGCUCGCUUCAGUUGAUGUUCCCGCUGAAGUGAUCGAAACUUCUUCAAUCGUCCCAGCUGAAGGCCUCCAACUGUCACCUCUCAUCGCCGCUGCCGAAGAGCUUGAAGUCUCUGCCGUCGUCACCGUUGAAGUUGUCGACAAUACGUCUAUCACUGAUGCAAUUAUUCCAGUUACCCCAUCGGUUGAAACCUCCCUUAUCCCUCCGUCUACCACUGAUAUUUCCUCAACCCCACCAACCCAGGUUGAUGUUUUGCCUACCGCCUCGUCUCUUAUCAAAGACGAAACAUCCGUUGAAGAAUGUGGCGUUGCUAUCCCAGCAACCUUUUCCCCCAUCAGGGAUACUACCGUCAGGAAGCUCUUCGAUGGACAAGGAUUAUCCUCCGAUCCCGAUACCGAUUCUAUCAACAUUGCUCAGUCUAAUGUCACUAGACUGUCCUCUUCUAUUAAUGGCCAGGUUUCUACGCCUAAUACCGCAUCCCCAACCACUCCAUCAAGCAAAGGCUUCCACCUCUCAUCUUCGUAUGACAGCGGUUACUCCUCAGGAGAGGAGUCUUUCUCAAACAAUUCGAUAAAUGUCUUUGAUAACAUUGCCUGUGCGUCAGAUCUUGCUCAUGCUAUGAGCGCAGCUGAGAAAGCUAUCGAGAAAUUCUCUGCUGGGGUUGCAUCAGCUUUGGAGUCUGCCAUUACGAGGAUUGAAAAGAAAAAGACUCAAAACAAUGCACUUUCCCAGAAGGUUGCUCAUGGAUCUGCCGCAAACAUUUCCUUUGGUUUCAGUAAGAAGGUUUCUAUUGAAAACGCUACGCUUCUCAUCAAUUUAAACAUGGAGCUCGCUGAGGGCUCUUCCACAAUCCAGCCUUCGAUCCCAGCUCAAUCAUCAAGGAUUCCAACAGUGUCCAGAAACAACAAUCUGUCUAUUACCACACUUAUUCCUCCCUCAACUUCAUCAAUCCACCAGCCAAAUCGUCAUGUUCAGAUAUUAAACACCCCCUCAAACACUGCUGCAACUGUUUCCUCUUCCACCACCGUUCGUCGCACUGCAAUCCCCCAGCGCGCCUCUUCUCGGGGGAGCUCCACCUCCCACGUUGUCACCGCUGCCGUUCGCCCUCCCGCGAAUAUUAGGUGCAACACCCGAGCUCCUAGGGCUCCCGUUCAAUCGGUCAGGCCAAUUUUCAGCAGAAAUGCCUGGAACUAA